AUGAUGAAAACAAAGAAUGCCACCAUUCAUAAGUGCUUUUCAAAAGUGCUUUUUGACGGUUUCGACGCGAGAAUAUUUCUCUCACGCGACAACAACAAUAGCGAAUUGUUCGUGAUUCUUUGGUUACGGCAAUCAACACUGAUUCGGUUACGGUUCAUGAAUCGGCAUCGAAUUGUUACCAUAAUUACAGCUUCGCGACUACGUACGCCAGGUAAGGUUGAUGGGGUUGAGGUGAAGAUGAUGAUGGUGGGAGGUACAGAGACGAAGGGUCGUCACUGCUGCAAAUUGAAUGGCUGCAACUGUUGUGAUUUCACUACAGUAUUGUAUCUUGUGCGGGAUUUCGUGAAUGGGCAUCUUUUCUUUCAGCUUUAUCACCAAGGCCUUUUCAGAGAGGAUCUUGCACACGUAUAUGCUUCCAAGAUUGUUUAUGCAGUUUCCCAUUUCCACUCAAAGGGAAUAAUGCACAGGGAUCUAAAACCUGAAAAUAUCCUUAUGAAUGUCGAUGGCCGUGUUAUGCUGACAGCUGACUGA
This is a messenger RNA of Vicia faba (fava bean), 531 nucleotides long. The record is from the annotation of a GenBank genome assembly. NCBI's taxonomy places the organism in Eukaryota, Viridiplantae, Streptophyta, Magnoliopsida, Fabales, Fabaceae.